This is a messenger RNA of Zingiber officinale, 2735 nucleotides long. RefSeq names its product serine/threonine-protein kinase svkA-like. The transcript has 20 exons. Gene Ontology annotation, biological process: protein phosphorylation. The coding region runs from base 240 to 2372 and encodes 710 amino acids. NCBI's taxonomy places the organism in Eukaryota, Viridiplantae, Streptophyta, Magnoliopsida, Zingiberales, Zingiberaceae. Gene Ontology annotation, molecular function: ATP binding; protein kinase activity. The record is from RefSeq and is a predicted model, not a curated record.
AAAGGACAAAGGAUACAGCGUGCACAGUCGACACAUAGCCAUCUGUUCAAAGGGGAUCGUAAUCCUUGGCCUCCAUCUUUCCGCUCCUCUAGAGCCCUUCUCGAUCGAGUGAUCGAUCGCAUUGCUACGCUUCGUAUCUCGCCUUCUGCGAUCCCUUCCCAGGUGGUCUAGGGUUUGCCGAAGUGGGAUUUCUGGUAGGGCGAAUCGGGGUCUGAUCGUGUCGUCUUUCGGACUCCGAGAUGUCGGACCCCGCUUCCUUGGCUGCGGCCGUCGAGGCGCGAUUCAGUUCUCUGGAGCUCAUUGGCAGGGGAUCUUUCGGCGACGUCUUUAAAGGGUUUGACACAGAGCUGAAUAAGGAGGUCGCAAUUAAAGUCAUCGAUUUGGAAGAAGCUGAGGAUGAUAUUGAAGAUAUUCAGAAGGAAAUAGCAGUUUUAUCUCAAUGUAGAUCCCCAUACAUUACUGACUAUUAUGGUUCCUAUCUCCAUCAAACCAAAUUGUGGAUUGUGAUGGAGUACAUGGCUGGUGGUUCUGUUGCUGAUCUACUUCAAACUGGUCCCCCUCUGGAUGAAAUGUCUAUUGCAUGUAUUCUACGUGACUUGUUGCAUGCAGUUGAGUAUCUACACAAUGAAGGAAAGAUUCACCGGGAUAUAAAAGCUGCAAACAUUUUGCUUACUGAAAAAGGAGAUGUGAAAGUUGCAGAUUUUGGUGUUUCUGCAGAAUUGACAAAAACAAUGUCAAGAAGGAAGACAUUUGUUGGAACUCCAUUUUGGAUGGCUCCUGAGGUCAUUCAGAAUUCUGAAGGAUACAAUGAAAAGGCAGAUAUUUGGUCUUUGGGUAUUACUGCUAUAGAAAUGGCAAAAGGUGAACCUCCUUUGGCUGACAUGCAUCCCAUGAGGGUUCUUUUCAUUAUACCACGAGACAAUCCUCCUCAGCUUGAUGAGCAUUUCUCUCGACCUAUGAAAGAAUUUGUAUCUUUAUGUCUAAAAAAAAAUCCCACUGAGAGACCUAGUGCAAAGGAGCUUCUCAGGCAUCGCUUCAUCAGAAAUGCCAGAAAAAGUCCCAGGCUUUUGGAGAGAAUAAGAGAGAGGCCAAAGUUCAUUGCAAAAGAAGACAUGGAAGGCCAAAAUCUUACAAAAAUGUACGAUGAUGGGACAAGAACCAUGAAGGUGGUUAAUGAUGCUUAUUCAAGUGGCAUGGAUGGCGUACAGGGCACAGGGACUGUACGCAGCAUUGAGAAGCCUACUAGCCAAGCACCGCAAAGCACAGGUACUGUACGCAGCAUUGAGAAGCCUACUAGCCAAGCACCGCAAAGCACAGGUACUGUACGCAGCAUUGAGAAGCCUACUAGCCAAGCACCACAAGGCACAGGUACUGCGCGAAUACCAAGACCAACAGAUGGUUUACAGGGUACAGGAACGGUCCAAAGUGCUGUAAGAUUGCCACAAGUUGAUUAUACAAGAGACAGAAAAAUUGAUGUCACGUAUGGUUCUAACAAAACAAACAAGGUGGCAAGUAGAGAAAACAAGGCUGCAUCUGAAUCAGAAGGUUCAUUUGAUGAUUCUGCAUCAAGGUUCUCAUUGCAGAAGGUGGCUGAUCGUGGCAAAGAUGAUAGAGAGCUAGAAGAUUCUUUGGAAGAUGAUCAAAGUGAAUCAGGUACCAUCCUUAUACGCUCUCCAAAAGAAAUUUUGAAGCAGGCAGCAUUUGAUUCAAAUGUGAAGCCCAUUAGCAGGUACACCUCAUCCGAAGAUAUGUCAAUUAGUGGCACAGUAGUUCUUCAUGGCAAAAGUGAUGAAGCUGGUACUCUUCGCUCUUCAAAGUCUAGGCUAUGGAUGCAGGAAAAGGCAUCAAGUAGCUCCAAUGAAGAUAGUGCUACAAAUCUUGCAGAGGCAAAAGCUGCACUACAAGUAGGAGCAAGGAGAGGAAUUUCUAGGGAAAGACCUAUACCGAACAAACAAGUUAAGGAUGCUCUUGAGAACAAAUUAACUGAAAGGACAACUGCAUCAGAGUCCUCUAGAAAUCAUAGUGAGAAUAUUGACCUACAAAAGGUAGCGAACAAGCCACGUCGGUUAGGUACUGAGCAAUCUCAAGCCAGAGCUUCUGCUGCAGCAGCAUCUCCUGCAUUGUCUUCAUUGAUUAUUCCUUCCUUAAAGGAGGUGUGCCAUUCAUCUUCCCCACACAGUUCCAAGGAGCCUAAAGUGAAGCAGCUUCAUGACUUAGCUGUCAGCAUGUUUGCGGAGCAUUCUUCCCAUGAUUUUGUUGAUGGGAAGAAACGACUUAACUCAUCACUGGCUGAGACCCCCAGUUUAAGCCCACUAGCAAAGUUUCUCCUCACGAGAUGGAGGGUCCAAGUUUCUCAGGAACUCACCUCAUGAAGCCACCACAAAUCCCAAUAACAGAGUGUACCUUUCUCAAGGCCAACCAACUUUCAUUGUAAAUAUUUAUGGUCAGCAGCAUCUUCUGCUGCGUUGAUCGCUGUGUUUCUUACCUUUUGUGUUCUUUUAUUCCUCGAGGAUGUGAAGAAGUAUCGCAUACGGGGGAGGUUCCUGUGAUCCUGUCCUAUUAUCAUUUAUCAUCGGAGUCUAGUUUGAUGUCAAAUUUUUAGAUACAUCUCUAAUCGAUUGUAUCAAACAAGUUAUUUCCUCGUCAAUGCAACUCUUUGUAAAUGUAAAAAGUUGUCAAGUUACAGUUUGUUUUUCAUAGGGUCAUAUAUCUCAAGGGAAUUAUUCUACUUCUUC